UUAUCUCCGGUAUUUUUCCAAACCGGUGUGCUUCGAAAAAGUCUGAUAGCCACGUCCCUCUCGUUCAUACUAUCUACACGUACAAGUACAGCCAAAUCAAAGGUGGCUUGCUUGAACGCACUCUUCUCUACAAAACCAUCGCCUCCAACCAAAAUCCCCCCAACUCCUCCUAUUGUUGUAUCACAAAAUCCAAUUAGAUUUUUUCUUUAUUCAUUUCUACAAAUACCCAUUUCUAAUUGGGAUCGGAUCUUCUAUUUUUUUUUCACCACUAUUCUUUCUCUAACUUCGUUCAGUACUUCGAUCAAACAUUUAGAAGGCAAUCAAAACAUGAAGACAAAAACAAAUAACAGAAACAAAUUCAUAAGAAUUAUUACAACACCCUUUAGAGCUUUGGGCAAAGCAAGGGACUUAUACGUACGGAGCAUGAAUUCAGCUGAGAAACUCAGCUACGCCAGCACCAUGGGUGGCCCAGCAGGCCAAUUCAACGCCCUGCCUAAGAGUUUCAGCGUCAGGUCGUCGAGGUCAAACGACACCAACGACGACGACUACGCGGAGCUCAUUAGAGCAGCUUCCGCCAGGAGUUACGGCGGCAGAAUUGACAUGGAUGCGAUUCUACGACAACAGUUGAGAGAAGAGGCAGCGAAAACGAAACCUUCUACUGCACCAACGACGACGACGGGAGUUAGGGGUUUGCCCAAGUGUGGCAGCGUAGGAAUGGGCAAAAUCGACGAAGAAAAAGCUGUUGAGUUCGGGGAAGACGGAACUGGUGAUAGUGACGCUAAGCCUGAAUUGCUGUACCCGAGAAGCAGAAGCUACGCCGUCGCUAAAAGAGGUCUUGUGUACUGAAUAUUGAUCCCUUGAUUAUUUCCUGAAAUGAAAUGGAAUAUUCAAAGCUUGCUUUAGUAAUUUUUUUUAUUUAAUGAAAAAAAUUGAAAGAAAAAAGUGCAAAUCCUUUUUAUUAUAUACAUUUUUAAGAUAUAUAAAUAUUUUGGGAUGUCAUUGCUUUUUAGUGAGCAAGACUACAAGUUAUGAUACUUUUCAAUCCGUUUCUUGUGUCCUUAAUUAGUUCUGUGAUUGUGUUCUUUGAAAGUUUGUAAAAAGAUUAUCGUCCUAUUUGAUAUUA
This is a messenger RNA of Humulus lupulus (European hop), 1123 nucleotides long. RefSeq lists its product as uncharacterized. The transcript has a single exon. The coding region runs from base 328 to 846 and encodes 172 amino acids. Lineage: Eukaryota; Viridiplantae; Streptophyta; Magnoliopsida; Rosales; Cannabaceae. The record is from RefSeq and is a predicted model, not a curated record.